Beauveria bassiana ARSEF 2860 is the source of this 3048-nucleotide messenger RNA. Its product is annotated as IQ calmodulin-binding domain-containing family protein. Lineage: Eukaryota; Fungi; Ascomycota; Sordariomycetes; Hypocreales; Cordycipitaceae. The transcript has a single exon. The coding region runs from base 1 to 3048 and encodes 1015 amino acids. The record is from RefSeq and is a predicted model, not a curated record.
AUGCGACGACCUUCUUUGGACUUGAGCGAGCCCUCGCGCAAUAUUGAAGAGUCAAACGGCGACCCUUCCGACGGCCACGCCAUGGACCUCGACUUGGAUAUCGACUUCGCCAUGUCACCAACCGACCAAGAUACCCGCGACCAGGAUGCUCGCGUCUAUUCGCCGCCGCCGCGCAUCGCUGACCGUUUCUACCGUCCCUCACACGCUCGCCGCCGUGACUCGGCUGCCUCCUCUCGACGCAACUCUAUUUCCUCGGCUCACUCGCGCUGUUCUUCCAUCCAUGCAUCUUCCGCUCAUCCCGACCAGCAAAGCAAGUAUCUCGCCCAACACCUUCGUCGCGCCUCGUUUCUUGAGGAUCGCAGAGCCCGCCUUGCCGACAGGGCUGCUCAUGCCGAAAAGGUCCGCUUGAGAGCGGCCCUGGCAAAGGCUGCACCCCGUGGACAGGCUUCGGAAGAAAAGGCUCUCGCAGCCCAACAAGCGCGAGAGCGCAACCUUGCCGAGAUUGCCGCCACCUGUGCCGAGGAAGUGCGCAAAGCGAAGCAAGUUGCCGAGCAGACCAAGGAGAAACGUGAACAAGAGGUUGCCCGCAUCAAAUCCCAACUCGAGGAGCGCAUGGCCGAGGCUCAGCGCCGCCGAGAGGAGCUUCUCAUCAAAACAACUUCUCGCAAGGUCCGCGUCAACAGCGCCUCCAGGAAGCCCGUCGACGUCUUGGAUCACCUUGAUCAACGCGAGGCUCGCAACUUGUCCGACCAGGACGCCGCCCGCACCAUCCAAGGCUGGUGGCGCGGUCUUGUCCGCAAGCGAGCUGUCGAAGAGUUCAACGGUCUUGGCCUGAGUAUUGAUGGCAUCAGAGACACUGACUUCGACACCGUCGCUGCGUUGCUCGCUCAAGAGAAUGUCCUGCAUGUGGCUGCUCGCUUGUUGCGUCUCUGUGGGCUGCAAGAAGGCGAGCCCAACUCCGUUGCUGAGAUGGCUGCGUGUCGCACCUUUAUGAGUGCUUUUCUCAUCCUCGGCCAACCCAACAAAGUUCUCAGCACAAAGGAAGACUCCAUCGAUCCAAACGCCGAUGACAACGUUACGUCCGCGACGAAUCGCCUGCCGGCUGCCGACUUGAAUAACCCUCAGUUGCAAGACCUGAUUGGUAAAGCCAAGGAUCUCCUCAUCACAUUUGAGAACAUUCUUACAUGGCUUACACCCGGCAACCGCUACACGAUUCCACCAUCUAUGCGCAAUGCUAUCCCCGAGGCAUAUGCCGUAUUCUACAACGCAUUCAUCGCUUGGAAGUCUCGCGAUUCCAACGCCCUUGUUGAAGUCAUGGUCAUGCAGUUUGUCGAACUCGAUGCCAUCUAUCAAACAGUCAAAGAAAGUACCGAUGAUGCAGCCGCCGCUCUGUACCGACAGAGCAUCGAGCAAAGUCAGCUCAUGUUGAUCGUCCGCAUCAAGCGACUGGCUGGUCAGGAAAAGGGGAAGAAGUUGAUUUUCAAAGCUGUUGCGGAGGCACGCAAGGCACGUAAGGCCAAGAAGCAAAUCACCGGCGACACCAGACCUCGGGUCGCCGACAACUCGGCUGGCGAUGCUUCUGCUACUGCCAACAGCCUCGUUUCUCCCGAGUCGCAGACUCUCACGCCCCCAUCGACACCGCUCAGCCGAGGUCAAGGCCACAGCACAAGUCAGCAGCUAUCCUUCGCCCCCAAGGCUGGCUUGAUGGGCCUGAUUCCAGACAACCGUGUUGUUGUGCAUGAGCUCGCAAUCAACAAAGAGUACCAGAUACCUACAGAGGACUACGUCGAGCAGCAAGCGGCAAUGACUAGACCUGUCUGGGCACACAUGCGCGCUACUGCCCAGGCAGAUGAUCAAGAAGCCAACUUUCGCAUCUUCCUCAACAUGGCAAGCAACAUCAGGGAUAAGCUGCAACGGCUACUCAAGCCUGGCAACUCAAUGUACAACCUCAUUGGCGAAAUACUUGACCCCGAAUUGGCAGAGCGGCAGUUCUACCUCGGCAACUUUUCGUAUGAAAAGUUCUUUGCUGCCAUGGCUUCCUUGUUGCCCAAGCUCUGUGCACCUUUCCGCGACGAGGAAGUCAACACCUUGAUUCGGGAAAAGCUCAACGACGGUAAUGUCAUUGAUCGAGUCGAAGCGCUACUGGGGUUCAUUGAUGUUAUGCUUUGCGAUUAUGUCAAUUAUCUGAUGCGCAUGGCUGCGCCGCAACUCAUCGAGUCUGCGGCACAGUACGAGGCAAAGCGCUUUGCACAAGAAAUUGCAGCCGGUGAAGUUCGCCUCAGCGUGGCUGAAAAUGCCUGGCGCGAGGCUGUCAACAAGGUCAUGGCUGAGGUGCAACGCCGCGACCCAGAAGGUAUCAGUCAUCCCAAAUCGCGACCCGCUGCGUCACGCUUCUAUGCACAGAUGCUCGUAGAUGUCUUUACGACGCUUUCUCUCCCAGUCUUGCCUGAGCAGGUACCCGAAAUGCUGCGCCUCGACAUUGCGCGCAUUGCCAAGGUCUCAACCAUGGUACAGCGCAUCAUUACUGUUGGUGCCGUGUUGCUGCAAUGCAAGAACCUCCUCAAGCGAGAUGUUCGCUCACAGUGGAAGACGGAGGCAUCGCGUGUUCUCGCCGUGCUUGAGAACGAGCACCCAUUGCUUGAUACCGAGCUAGACGGCACCAUGGCGGCACUGGAGGCUGGCCGAUCUAUGCCCGCGGCAACAAAAACGCAGCUGCGACAGCUGGUACGCAAGGUUUUGGAGUCGUCGCGAGAGAUGGCCCGCACCGGCAUCGAGCCAACUCAGCCAGUACUUCGCCUGCUUCUCACGCGACUUCGCGGCAACAUUCUCGCCAGACUCGUGCCUGGCUCCUCGUCGGCGAAUGAAAAGGUCAAGGCGGCAAAUUCGGCUGGUGAGAAGCUUGCCAGCCUGGGUCUGUCGGAAUUUGUCGACCGCGUCAGACAAAUUUCUGAUCUCCUCGACAAGGUUGGAUCGGUGGACCGCGCUGCGCACAGCACUUGGUGGGAUGCCGUUGCCAUCAAAGUGCAGCAGGAGACGAUUGAGUCCUGA